This is a messenger RNA of Ornithorhynchus anatinus (platypus), 1782 nucleotides long. It is a transcript of the gene OSR2, whose product is annotated as odd-skipped related transciption factor 2. NCBI's taxonomy places the organism in Eukaryota, Metazoa, Chordata, Mammalia, Monotremata, Ornithorhynchidae. The transcript is spliced from 4 exons. The coding region runs from base 385 to 1455 and encodes 356 amino acids. Gene Ontology annotation, biological process: urogenital system development; embryo development; regulation of transcription by RNA polymerase II. The record is from RefSeq and is a predicted model, not a curated record. Gene Ontology annotation, cellular component: nucleus. Gene Ontology annotation, molecular function: DNA-binding transcription factor activity, RNA polymerase II-specific; RNA polymerase II transcription regulatory region sequence-specific DNA binding.
GGCGGGGCCCGAAUACUAAAGCAGGGAAACGGUCGAAUAUGUGCGCCACUUAACUGCUGAAAUGUGAUGGUCCCGGGCGGGUGAAGCUCAGACUUCAUCCCACUUCGCAGGAGAAGAAGGCUCUGAGAUCCAAGCAGGAAAGUGGUCCGAAGGACAGAGUCAGUCCUCAUCGAUCCGGACCCACUUAGGACUUUUCCACCCUUUCCGCCUCGAGACCUAAAAGAGCAGGACCUGCUCCGCUCUCCCCUUUUCCUCCCUAACAUGCCCUCGGCUUCCAGGACUGGAAGGAGACCGGUUUGCUGAAUUUCUGGUGGUUCUCCUCCGCCAGGCCACUGUGGAUCUAAUGACACUGCCAAGGUUCGAGGGUCGCUUCUUGAACUUUGCAUGAGCAGGGCCAUCCGUGGGAAGCAGCUCUGUGCAGAAGGGCGGCUGCACCCCCUUGGCCCUCCGGCCCCGGCCCCCCGGCGCGUCCUGGAGGACGGGGUCACCUGGCUCCUCUCGCCCCGGCCCGGGAAGAUGGGAAGCAAAGCCCUGCCGGCGCCCAUCCCGCUCCACCCGUCGCUGCAGCUGACCAACUACUCGUUCCUGCAGGCGGUGAACACCUUCCCCGCGGCGGUGGACCACCUGCAGGGCCUCUACGGGCUGAGCGCCGUGCAGACCAUGCACAUGAACCACUGGACGCUGGGCUACCCGGCCGUGCACGAGUUGGCCCGCUCCACCCUCACCGAGGUGGCCACGGCGCAGGGCCUGGUGGAAGCCCGUUUCCCCUUCCCGGCCCUGCCCUUGGCCGGCCACCUUUUCCACCCCAAGCCGGGCUCGGUGGCCCACGUCCUCCCGGCCCUGCGCAAGGACCGGCCGCGCUUCGACUUCGCCCACCUGGCGGCGGCCGCCACCCAGGAAGAUCCCCCCAAAACGGGGGACCCGGCCAAGCUGACCCCCGGCCCGGCCGGACCCCUCGGGGCCGGCGGCAGGGCCACCCCGGACCGAAGGCCCUCCCGGGGCCGGUUGCCCUCCAAAACGAAAAAGGAGUUCAUCUGCAAGUUCUGCGGUCGACACUUCACCAAAUCCUACAACCUGCUCAUCCACGAGCGGACCCACACCGACGAGAGGCCUUACACCUGCGACAUCUGCCACAAGGCCUUCCGGAGGCAGGACCAUCUCCGAGACCACAGGUAUAUUCAUUCCAAAGAAAAACCCUUCAAAUGUCAGGAAUGUGGGAAAGGAUUUUGUCAAUCCAGGACUCUAGCAGUUCACAAAACCUUACACAUGCAGGAAUCUCCACACAAAUGUCCCACAUGUGGAAGAACCUUUAAUCAGAGAAGUAAUCUGAAAACUCACCUUCUCACCCAUACAGACAUCAAGCCCUACAACUGCGAGCAGUGCGGCAAAGUGUUCAGGCGAAACUGUGAUCUGCGGCGGCACAGUCUGACUCACACCCCGCGGCAGGACUUCUAGAGAAGCCAAGGAUCUAUUUCCCCCCCACCCCAACCCCCUGGUCCCCCUCCCUGCCCACCCUCAGCCGCACACUCCUCCAUAACCCCUCCCCAAAUCCACCCUGCCCCCAACCGACCUCACCUCACCCCCUGCAGCUGCACUUGCCUGUGCAGCUCCAAGGAGUUAAAUUUGCUCAAGGACUCUGAAACUGUAGAAAGCCACAGACCCAUACACCCCUACACAAAGAGCAUAUGCUAGUCUCUUGCAGAUAUUCACAGCUCAUUUUAGAGCUCUGUACAUAAUGUUGUGGUCUUUUGUUGAUGGUUUUUUGUUGUUGUUUUUUUGUUU